CACCCCACUUCUCUCUCUCUCUCUCUCUCUCUCAUUUGGGUCUUGUCUAUUCUUUUCUCUCUUUCACAGUUUACUCUUGUUGCCCUACUUUAUCUCUCUGAUAAUGGCAGCUUGCUUCGGAUUCUCCAAGGCCAUAUUCCGAGUGGUGGCAGUGUUGGCAUUCCUCUUCUUGGCUUCUGCCUCUGCCUCCAGGGCUCCUGCUGCUUCACCUCUUGCUGCUCCUGCUCCUGCUCCUGCUCUCACCGGUGAUGGGACUUCAAUAGAUCAGGGGAUUGCUUAUGUGCUGAUGCUGGUGGCUUUGGUUCUCACUUACCUCAUUCAUCCCUUGGAUGCUUCAUCCUACAAUUUCUUUUGAGUUCCAUUCUUUGUUUUUUUUGUUAGAUUUAGGAAUGGGGUUGGGGAUUUGUAGGAGUGGAGGGAAAUUGAUGGUGGGUUUUUUUUUUGGUUCCUUUAUUUAUGAUUUAUAUGAGAUGUAUGCUUGUGGAUAUAUGGCUUUAGAGGAAUUUAUGAAUGGCAGUAUGAUAUUUAGCUUCUCUUA
Messenger RNA from Argentina anserina (silverweed cinquefoil), 538 nucleotides. Its product is annotated as arabinogalactan protein 16-like. The transcript is spliced from 2 exons. Bases 104 to 355 code for a protein of 83 amino acids. Lineage: Eukaryota; Viridiplantae; Streptophyta; Magnoliopsida; Rosales; Rosaceae. The record is from RefSeq and is a predicted model, not a curated record.